AUGGGCUGGGUCCACCAUGCCGCUCCAGAGGUCGAAGCCCAGUCCCAGUAUCGCGAGAUUCUGGGUGUCUGUCUCAGCUUGACUGUUCUGAUGGUCAUUACCGUCAGUCUGCGGCUGGGUCUCCGGGCGCACGCUCGUCGACUGAGCACUGCGGACUAUGUGAUGGUGGUGACUGUUCAGCGUCAUCUAUUCCUCUCUAUGUAUCUCUCAAAGCAGAUACGGCUGGGACUCCCACUUCACCUGCGCCCGAAAGAAAACCUCCCAAUCUAUAAAAAGCUUAAUUAUGCCGGCCGACCCUUCUACCAGAUCGGCAUCGCCGGCUUCAAAGCCUCGCUCUGCCUCAGCUAUCUACGCCUUCUCACUAAAACAUCACUAUCCAUCUACCGGAUCCUCAUCUGGGCGGUGCUCAGUAUUUCGACAGCGGGCCACAUUGCUGGCGCAUUGGCCCUACUCUUCAACUGUCAUCCAGUCCAACUAGCCUGGCGAACAGACAUAACAGGCACCUGCCUCCCAGUCGGAGGCACAUUCUACGGGCUAGCCAUCUUCACCAUCAUCUGCGACCUCAUGAUCAUCUUCCUACCGAUCCCUCUCCUGCUCCGCCUGAAGAUCAAGCCCGCCCAGAAAGCCGGCGUCGUGUGUCUGUUCCUCCUCGGACUAUUCACGACCAUCUGCUCCAUCAUGCGACUAACCCAGAUCCACCGCGUGGCCUACGGGGACGGAAACUCCACUGCGCUGGUGCUUUGGGGGACGAUCGAGUUUAACGUGGGUAACAUCAUUACCUGCAUUCCCUACUUAGCACCGUUGUUAAAGGGGCUGGUGCGCGAUUUCCGAUCGAAUAGCAAAGCGUACGAGAGUCAGGGCCAUUAUGUUUUGGAAUCGUGGAAGGAUCCGCGAUCGCAGUUACGAUCGACUGCGUCCGCGCCGAGGCGAACGCCCAGCGAGGAGCUAAUCAUGGAUAGCGUGGCGCCUGGCCAUGGGGGGAUCGAGAUGACGGUGGAGGUGCGGGUGUCGCUGGAGCGCAAGUUAUCGAGGGGAGUUUAA
This is a messenger RNA of Aspergillus nomiae NRRL 13137, 1041 nucleotides long. RefSeq lists its product as uncharacterized. The coding region runs from base 1 to 1041 and encodes 346 amino acids. The record is from RefSeq and is a predicted model, not a curated record. NCBI's taxonomy places the organism in Eukaryota, Fungi, Ascomycota, Eurotiomycetes, Eurotiales, Aspergillaceae. The transcript has 6 exons.